Messenger RNA from Ogataea philodendri, 639 nucleotides. RefSeq lists its product as uncharacterized. Bases 1 to 639 code for a protein of 212 amino acids. The transcript is spliced from 3 exons. The record is from RefSeq and is a predicted model, not a curated record. Lineage: Eukaryota; Fungi; Ascomycota; Pichiomycetes; Pichiales; Pichiaceae.
AUGCUGGAGCAGGAGUGGGGGCCACGGCCACAGGCUGGGGAACAGACCGAGGCGGCAAAGCAGCGGGACCGGGUGCUGAUGCUGGUGCUGUCACUGGGGCCUGGGCUGGAACUGCUGGUAAACAGACGGAGGCUGGGCAGCUGGCUGGUAGUUGGUUGGCUCCUGGUACGUAGGCUGUGCUGGAGGCACUGUCUGGCCGUAACUUGGCUGUGGCUGAACAGACUGAGCAUAGCUUGGCUGAGACUGCAGAGUUGGCUGAGACUGGAUGGAAGACUGGCUGUAGCUCUGUUGAAGUUGAGCGGCAACUUGACCAAGUCCCUGCUGAAUCUGGGCAAACGGCGUGGUUUGCUGGUAAGGAGACUGCUGGGCCGGCUGAACUGGUGGUGCUGGCUGGCCGCUGGUAUCCUUGCUGCGGAUAAGUUUGAGUUUGUUCUGAAGGCUGUGGUUGGUAAGCGGAUGGCUGGUACGGUUGUGCUGGCGGCGCAGGCGGAACCUGUUGCCCGUAAGUCUGAGGCUGGUACGGCUGUGCCUGAGGUUGUGCCGUACUUUGAGGCUGGCCCGCAGUUAGAGGCUGAUACUGCUGGGGUUGCUGGUAUUGAUAAACAGGUGGAGGUGCUUGUGUCUGUGCAGGAGCAGUGA